GGGGACUCCUUUAAGGCGCAAAUGCCAUCAAGUUCAGCACUGCCCAGGCUGUUGUUUGUCUCAGCGGGUGAUGACAUGGGGGUCAACCAGUCCGUGGGCUUUCCACCUGUCACAGGACCCCACCUCGUAGGCUGCGGGGAUGUGAUGGAAGGUCAGAGUCUCCAGGGGAGCUUCUUUCGGCUCUUCUACCCCUGCCAAGAGUCAGAGGAGACCGUGGAGCAGCCCCUGUGGAUCCCUCGCUAUGAGUAUUGCACUGGCCUGGCCGAUUACCUGCGGUUUAAUAAACGCUGGGGGGGGUUGCUGCUCAACCUGGCUGUGGGAUCCUGUCGCCUGCCUGUGAGCUGGAAUGGUCCCUUUAAGACGAAGGACUCUGGAUACCCCUUGAUCAUCUUCUCCCAUGGAAUGGGAGCCUUCAGGACGCUGUAUUCAGCCUUCUGCAUGGAGCUGGCCUCCCACGGCUUUGUGGUGGCUGUUCUAGAACACAGGGACGGGUCAGCCGCGACCACCUGUUUCUGCAAGCAGGCCCCGGGGGAGAACCGGCUCACUGAUGAGUCACUGGAGGAGGAAUGGAUCCCUCACCGUCAGAUUGAAGAAGGGGAGAAGGAGUUCCAUGUCCGCAAUUGCCAGGUGCAUCAGAGGGUGAGUGAGUGUGCACGAGUGUUGAAGGUCCUGCAGGAGGUCACUGCGGGGCAGAUCGUCCUCAACGUCUUGCCUGGCGGGUUGGAUCUGAUGACUUUGAAGGGCGGCAUCAACAUGAGCCGUGUGGCCGUGAUGGGACAUUCAUUUGGUGGGACCACGGCGAUACUGGCUUUGGCCAAGGAGACCCAAUUUCGGUGUGCUGUGGCUCUGGAUGCUUGGAUGUUUCCCCUGGAACAUGACUUCUACCCCAAGGCCCGAGGCCCUGUGUUUUUUAUCAAUGCUGAGAAAUUCCAGACAAUGGAGAGUGUCAACUUGAUGAAGAAGAUAUGUGCUCAGCAUGAACAAUCCAGGAUCAUAACUGUCCUUGGUUCUGUUCAUCGGAGUCAAACUGAUUUUGCCUUUGUGGCUGGUAACUGGAUUGGUAAACUCUUCUCCACUCAGUCCCGUGGGAGCUUGGACCCCUAUGAAGGUCAAGAGAUUAUGGUGAGGGCCAUGUUGGCCUUCCUGCAGAAGCACCUUGACCUGAAAGAGGACUAUGACCAGUGGAACAGCCUCAUUGAAGGCAUUGGACCGUCGCUCACCCCAGGGGCCCCGCACCAUCUGUCCAGCCUGUAGGCACAACAGGCCAUUUGUGAAAGGUCACUGAGCUGAGUUCCCAUUCGGGGCCUGCGCAGGGACACCCGUAGGCUCCUAUCGAGAAGUGGUUGACGGUGACCCUUCUUCACAGACUGAGAGCAUGCAAUCACUCUGCUGAUUAGAUAACUUGGUCCUUGGAUCUUGGACUUGUUGAUUUCAGACUCCUGCUGGGGCAUGGAUCACUGAAUGGUUGGCAAACUGACUUUCUGGGAACUGAACCCUGAUGGGUGGGAACAAGCAAUGGGGUAGAAUUGGGGCGGGGGGGGGUGCUUCAGGCCCCAAGCACCAUUAACCCCGUGGCGUGCUCCCUCACCUUGGGCCGGUGUGGCUUCUGAGGCGGAUGAAAUGAAGCCAAAGGAUGGAGUGAAAUUCCCAGCUUCAGGUCCAUCUCUUCCCACCUCUCAGCCUGCUCCCUCGCCAGGGCCACUUGGUAAGUUCUGAGCACUUUAGGUAACUUCCUAGGAUAGAGACCACCAUCUCCUGUUUAUUUUCAAGCCUUCUUGUUACAUGAAACAUGGUCAGCACUCAGGCCUGUGAGCCCAUGGAGGGCAGAAGCACUGUCCUCACAGCCAAGGUGGGGGAAGCCAGGUCCAGACUCGUAUCACAGAAGCUCUGGAUGUCAUGGACUUUUGCUAAAAACGUAUCUAGAUGAGAAUCAACACAAGUUGGUUGAGAUGGAGAAGACAGAUUAACACCAUUAAGUGGCUUUUUGAACAGGCCCUUGCCACACGAGGGAUAGUUCAGUUGGUCAGAAUUCAGGCAGCCACCCCUGGAAAGCUCUAGGGACUCUUUGGUCUCGCCCCUUCCCUCAGGUACCAUGAGCCUCCAACUUGCUCAGGGUGCUGUAGGUGUCUGUUUUCUGUCUCUGAGGCCCUAGCCUGAAAUGUAAGUCAAGAUAUGGACCGAAUUUCCAUGCUGUUCCAUUUAUAAUAUGAAUGACAUUAAUACUCAUGUUUGCCUAAUGA
Suricata suricatta (meerkat) is the source of this 2240-nucleotide messenger RNA. It is a transcript of the gene PAFAH2, whose product is annotated as platelet activating factor acetylhydrolase 2. The coding region runs from base 22 to 1254 and encodes 410 amino acids. The record is from RefSeq and is a predicted model, not a curated record. NCBI's taxonomy places the organism in Eukaryota, Metazoa, Chordata, Mammalia, Carnivora, Herpestidae. Gene Ontology annotation, molecular function: 1-alkyl-2-acetylglycerophosphocholine esterase activity. The transcript is spliced from 11 exons.